Coregonus clupeaformis (lake whitefish) is the source of this 3673-nucleotide messenger RNA. Its product is annotated as phosphoprotein associated with glycosphingolipid-enriched microdomains 1. Gene Ontology annotation, biological process: intracellular signal transduction; negative regulation of T cell activation. NCBI's taxonomy places the organism in Eukaryota, Metazoa, Chordata, Actinopteri, Salmoniformes, Salmonidae. Gene Ontology annotation, cellular component: plasma membrane; membrane raft. The record is from RefSeq and is a predicted model, not a curated record. Bases 147 to 1262 code for a protein of 371 amino acids. The transcript has 7 exons.
CGUCCUUAGGCAACGAGCAGCUGGUCCUAGUAGGCACCCUGACGACCAUCUCUUCCUUAGUGCUGCUCUCGCUGUUACUGCUGCUGUGCGCCAACUGCCAGGGGCCAAAGAAAGCAAAUGGCUGCACAGUAGACCACGAGAACCUCAUGAAUGGAGUGUCUGAGAGAGAGACAUUUACCGGUAUUCAGUCUGUGGACAGCCCAGGGACUGACCUAUUGGUGAGCAGUUCACACAACGGCCCACUAACCAGUGGCACAGUGUUGACAGACACCCAGGACAGCAGUCCCCAGCCCUCUGAGGAGAUGCUGUCCAGCCAGUCAGAGCUGCGGAGCUCCAAGUGUCCCCAGGACCGUGAGCUGCCCAGCAUCCCACCCAACAGCGCUCUGGAGGGGAUGGGAUCCUCCAACGGACCCCCUCUCCCUCCCUCUGGAGAUGGCACCUACGAGGUGGUGAAGGAAAGAGGCGGCAUCUUGACAGCGUCCCGGGACGUGAGUGUUGAAGACUCCCUGUACGAGACGGUCAAAGAGCUGAAGGACCAUCCAGGAAGCAUGGCUGUAGGUCUACCCAACGGACACGGUACUACGUCCCCCCUCAGCCCUGAUGACAAUGACAUUUCCCACCACAACCACCUCCCACCUCCCCGCCACCCUCCAGCCCUCCACAACGGCCACCUCAGCCCCGGCAGCACCCCGGAGCGAGGGCCCCUGUGCGCGGGAGUGGAGUACGCCUCGGUGGAUCUGAACAAGAAGAGCCGUCACAGUGCAGACCUGGAGGCCAGGCGCUCAGCCACCAUCGCUGCUGCUGUGAGCCCCACAGAGGAGCCCGAGGAGGAGAGACCCCCGCCUGUGCCUGACAAGGUGCUGGAUGAGAAUGACAACCAGCCUACCAUGAUGGACGCAGGAGGGGUGGUGGUAAUGGGGGCUGCGCUGCACAACGGAGAGUUAGACUUUCCACUGUCUACCUCACCGGGGCUAGACAACCAUGUGCUGUCAGGGAUCGAGCUGUCAGACCUGUACUCCACGGUGGGGAAGCCAGGUCUAGAUGUGGAGGAGAAGGAGAGUGACUACAGCAGCAUUGCUGAUAUCAAGGGACUGGUCCCCGAGUCUUCCUCCAGCGAUCUUGACCCUGGCUACGAAACCAUCCACAUCCCUAAGACUGGUAGUGGAGAGGACUUGGGGCUGGGGAACCAGGUUCAAGAGCCAGACUAUGAGAGUGUAGGUGAGCUGGCCCUGGGGUUGAACAGGGAGAGCUCCCGUCUCUGACUGCCUAUGGGCCCUAAAGCCUUAGUCUCUGGGGCCUCACCCUCAACCCCAGCCAUUAACCUAACUCCUAGCCUCACCCUCAACCCCAGCCAUUAACCUAACUCCUAGCCUCACCCUCAACCCCAGCCAUUAACCUAACUCCUAGCCUCACCCUCAACCCCAGCCAUUAACCUAACUCCUAGCCUAACCCUCAACCCCAGCCAUUAGCCUAACUCCUAGCCUCACCCUCAGCCCCAGCCAUUAGCCUAACUCCUAGCCUCACCCGCAACCCCAGCCAUUAGCCUAACUCCUAGCCUCACCCUCAACCCCAGCCAUUAGCCUAACUCCUAGCCUCACCCUCAACCCCAGCCAUUAGCCUAACUCCUAGCCUCACCCUCAACCCCAGCCAUUAACCUAACUCCUAGCCUCACCCUCAACCCCAGCCAUUAACCUAACUCCUAGCCUAACCCUCAACCCCAGCCAUUAGCCUAACUCCUAGCCUCACCCUCAGCCCCAGCCAUUAGCCUAACUCCUAGCCUCACCCUCAACCCCAGCCAUUAGCCUAACUCCUAGCCUCACCCUCAACCCCAGCCAUUAGCCUAACUCCUAGCCUCACCCUCAACCCCAGCCAUUAGCCUAACUCCUAGCCUCACCCUCAACCCCAGCCAUUAGCCUAACUCCUAGCCUCACCCUCAACCCCAGCCAUUAGCCUAACUCCUAGCCUCACCCUCAACCCCAGCCAUUAGCCUAACUCCUAGCCUAACCCUCAACCCCAGCCAUUAGCCUAACUCCUAGCCUCACCCUCAACCAGCAGCCCUGAUGUGAGGGAGACCACCACAUGGCUCUGAACGACAACUUUCAACCCUACCAUCCAUCACCAGUUCAGGGUUUCCGCUCACUGCCCCCUCAGUGCAGUUUGGGUGCGCCCACCGCCCAAGGUUAUCUGAUUGAACUAUAAUCUUAACUCUCCAUUCAUGGUGCCCUUAAAUUACAAUGUACGCAGGGUGCUGUCAUGUCAUUGAUAUCUGAACUAUGAAAUCACCGUCCAUUGUCAAGUUAUUGGCCUCCGUCCUCUUUGUUGUCAUCGACUGUUAUCAAUGUGGGAAGGGAAGGGACAUUAUUAAAUGCACUACAUUAUCCAUUACCAUCAUAAUCACUUCAUCAGACCACAGAAUGAUCCAUUCCUAGGCAUUUAUAACCAGUCAUUACAAACUGAGUUAAUGUUAUAAGGCUGGUGACAAGCUGACUGGCCAGUGACGUUUGUCAGUGCCUUGUGAUUGAAAACCAACCGAGUCUUUGUGCCAUAAUGUCGUUCUAUAAAGGUUUGAGUAGAAGGUUUCCCCACAAUGUAGUGCCACUUUUUAUGUAGUCCGUUCUUCCUUUGUAGUGCCCCAUUUCAUUCAGAACUUCAUGAGAGGUAUGACAGAUAUGAGAGAUAUGACAGAUAUGCGAGAUAUGAGAGACAUUAAAAUAUGAUAGACAUGACAGAUAUGACAGAUAUGACAGAGAUGACAGAUAUGACAGAUAUGACAGAUAUGAGAGACAUGAGAGAUAUGCGAGAAAUGACAGAUAUGACAGAUAUGACAGAUAUGGUAGAUAUGAGAGAUAUGAGAGACAUGAGAGAUAUGAUAGAUAUGGUAGAUAUGAGCGAUAUGAGAGACAUGAGAGAUAUGAUAGAUAUGCGAGAGAUAUGAUAGAUAUGUGUACUUACAUACUAUUGUGAAAUAAGUAGCAGCAAAUCAGGCAGUUUAGACAUCUAAACUCAAAAAAGAACGGCUUGUUUUAGUUUCUAAAGCAUUUAAAAAACAUUUCACAUGUCAACCGUUUGAUCAAAUUCAUAUUUAUUUCAAGAUGAUGGAUCAUUGUGUGAUUUAAAGGGAUAUCAGGAAGGGCGUUUGUUUAUGAGGGAAACUUUAAGAGGUUUUGUUCUGUACACGGGAUAAAGAGAAGAAGAAGUGGGUUGCCGUGGUAAUAAAGUAGUAGUCAAGGUACUCAUAAAUGAUCCUGACUUUUUAGAAAAGGACUUUCAAAAGACAAACAAUGGUGAGACCAUAUCUAUCAAUGUUGUGAUUUCUUCUUAAAUCCCGUGAGAAUUGUUCAACUCAGUUGUUUUUCUUUUUUAUAUUUCUUCACAGGAUUCAAAAUGUAUUUAAAAUACUUGUAUUCUCUCAAUGUGACAAUAUGCAACAGCAAAACUGUGUGUGUUAAUUGAUCAAGGUGUAUAAUAUGUGUUUGUACGGCGUGUUUAUGUUUCUGCUUACCCUGAUGUAGGUACGCAUACGGUCCGUAUUAAUAUGGUAGAAAAUUAUUCUAAAGCACAGUGUCAAAAACGUUAUGGUACAGCUUGUGUACAGAGCAUAGAGCAUCAUCAUCAUCAACUGAGUGUACAAAACAUUAGGAACACCUUCCUAAUAUUGAGUUGGCGUGGACAC